ACUAUUGGGAGAGACGGGUGAAUCUCAUAAAUGUUAUAAAUCUUGUAUUCUGAUGCUUUAAUUAUGGCUAUGUAUCAUUCAUAAUCUCCAUCUAUCUCCUCUGCUACUACUCACUCAUGCAUCACUUCAUCAGAAUUCAUCACAAUUUCUGGAAAUUAAACCGAAGAUCGAGUUCUUCUCUUGUUUGAAAAAUUCCGAUACAUUUUAGUACUUUCUGACCUUGUCCAUGAUGUUUUCUUACCCGUGUCUUUUUUCAUUUUUAAGGUGACUAUGUGGCUUUGUGUGUGUGGUUUGAUUUAAUCUCAAGAUACAAGGUUGAAGCGUGAGCGUGUUAUCGUUAAUUAUCUUCUAAGAAGCAUGUUUCUUAAACGUUGAACAUUGCAGUCCUGUCUUGAGUUUUCUUCAAGGCUUGGUUUAACAGCGAUAUAUAGAGAGAGAAAGAAAAAUAGCAUUGUCUGUUUGCAUAAGAAUCUGUCUCCCCCCCGUGUGAAGGUGUUGAAUUUGCAACAUUGUUGAUUGAGAGAUAUUAAAAGAAAAAAAAAAGUGAAGAAGGGUAUUGAGAUUUUUGCGGGAAAUUCGGUGUCCUAACGUCAAAAAAUAGAAGUCUUUCUUUGUGGGGAUGAUUUGCAAUCCCCAUAAUCUCUCUCUCUCUCAUCCUUCUUUGUUGUUGUUUUGUUUUCUUCCCCAUCUGGGUGGUUCCCUCUGUUUUUCAGGGUAGGGAAGCUAAAAACUCCAUCUUCCCUCCCUCUUCUCCCCCCCCUCCUCCUCUCUCUCUCUAAAAAACAUGAUUUUUAAUAAAGGGUCAACGCAUUCUAACCUUGACUGUUUCGUACGGUGUACCACACCUGUGGUUCAAUCCCAGUUUCUUCCAAAGUCGGAGAUUACAAGCCUUAACCGUUUGUGGCAUCCGUGGGAGAGAGAAAGCGUGGAAUAUUUUACGUUGGGGGAUCUUUGGAAUUGCUACGACGAAUGGAGUGCUUAUGGAGCAGGAGUUCCCAUUACCUUGACAAGUGGAGAGACACUUGUGCAGUACUAUGUGCCUUAUCUCUCCGCAAUUCAGAUUUUCACUAGCAAUAGUUUCAGGGAAGAGACUGAAUCAGGUGACUGUGAAACAAGGGAUUCCUAUAGUGAUUCUUUCAGCGAUGAGAGUGAGUAUGACAAGGUAUGGAGGUGGGAUGGAACUUCCUCAGAAGAUGGAGGCUCCGAGCAAGACUGUCUCUGGCAUUUCAGUGAUAGAUUGGGUCACCUUUAUUGCCAAUAUUUUGAAAGAGCAACUCCGUAUGGAAGAGUUCCUCUUAUGGAUAAGAUUACUGGAUUAGCACAAAGAUACCCGGGGUUGAUGUCAUUAAGAAGUGUUGAUCUUUCGCCAGCAAGUUGGAUGGCCGUUGCGUGGUACCCAAUAUAUCAUAUCCCCAUGGGAAGAACAAUUAAAGACCUUUCUACAUGCUUCCUCACUUAUCACACGCUUUCAUCUUCAUUUCAAGGCAUGGACCUUGACGAUGACAUAGAAGGUGGCCACCAAAAGAAAAAGGAAGGGGAAGGCAUAGCACUGCCAGCAUUUGGUUUGGCAACUUACAAGAUGCAAGGGGGGAACGUGUGGGUUGCAGGAAAUCGUGGUCGGGACCAAGAAAGGCUAUUGUCACUAUUGAGUGUGGCAGAUUCAUGGUUGAAGCAACUCAGGGUCCAACAUCAUGACUUUAAUCACUUCAUGGGCAUUCGGCAUGGCUAAAAAAAAAAAGGGGUUAAUCCACUACUCUACAAAGAAUUCGCACUUGCAAAGCUAAAAAUCAUCCUUUUCUCGGAUGUUUGAUUUUAUGUGCACUUUCUUGGACCAUUAAUUGCACCAUAUUUUCUUCUUCUUUUUCUUUUUUUCUUUUCUCCUGAGGGGAAGUGUGAGAAAUGAGGAUAUAUAAGUAUGUAGUAGUAGUUGUUGUUGGCCUUUAACCCUUGAGAGCAUUUUAGGACCAAAAACCCUUGUUAGGUUCCAACCAAGCAAAAAGGGUGUGUGUGUGUGUGUAUGAAUUCACUCCUUUCAACAGCCUCUCAUGAAGAGGUAAUUGUAUGUAGAGAGAUAGGUGAGGGAGGUCAGAGGGAAAGAAGUGAGAGUAUAUUGUGUAUUGAUCACAAUGGUUAAUGGAUGUGACAAAUGAUGUAGAAUCAGGUUGCACAUUUUUUUCUUUGUGUCUUGUUAGCGGUUCCCACCAGCUUUUGCUUCCAAUAGAUAAUUAAGCAUCCCUCUUAGAUCAA
Molecule: messenger RNA, 2247 nt
Organism: Glycine soja
Lineage: Eukaryota; Viridiplantae; Streptophyta; Magnoliopsida; Fabales; Fabaceae
Exons: 6
Coding region: 785-1729 (314 amino acids)
Source: RefSeq, a predicted model, not a curated record